Cyclocybe aegerita is the source of this 636-nucleotide messenger RNA. The record is from the annotation of a GenBank genome assembly. Lineage: Eukaryota; Fungi; Basidiomycota; Agaricomycetes; Agaricales; Hemipholiotaceae.
AUGUCUGCUGCAGAAACAGCUCCCAUGCCCAAGCCCCGUUCGGCUCUCAAGGAAGAGCCUCCUCUUCUGAAGGCGCCAUCUCCAGACUCGCUACAUCCUGUGCCACCUCAACACUCACACCCGGACCCCCCUAAGUCGAAGGAUAAGACUCCUGAACCUGAAUCACAGCCGGCACCCUCACCAGUGGACUCCAAGACUCCCCCUCGUUCACCCGUAGAGCUGGAGCCAGAAGAGGAUACACCCCUGGUCAAGAUAGAUGUCUUCGAACAAAUCCUUGAGCUCGAUGAAGAUGACGACGAACAUGAGUUCUCGCGCUCGAUGGUAUGGGAUUAUUUCGACCAGGCAAAGGAAACUUUCGCCACAAUGGAUGAAGCAUUUGCCAAGGAUGACCUUGAACAAUUGUCCUCACUGGGUCACUUUUUGAAAGGCUCUUCUGCGGCUCUUGGUCUCUCAAGAGUGCAAUCAACGUGCGAGAAGAUUCAGCACUGUGGCCAUCGGCGCGACGAAAAUAACAACAAGGACCUCUCUCCGAUCGAGGCCCUCCAACAGAUGCGCAUACUCCUGAAGAGUGUCCGGUUGCAAUACGCUGAAGCUGAGAUUUGGUUGAAGAACUUCUAUGGCGAAGGUAACGAUUAA